Alternaria atra is the source of this 1182-nucleotide messenger RNA. RefSeq lists its product as uncharacterized. Lineage: Eukaryota; Fungi; Ascomycota; Dothideomycetes; Pleosporales; Pleosporaceae. Gene Ontology annotation, molecular function: hydrolase activity. The record is from RefSeq and is a predicted model, not a curated record. The coding region runs from base 1 to 1182 and encodes 393 amino acids. The transcript is spliced from 2 exons.
AUGAUACUGAGCCAGAUCUCAUACCUGGACUGUGUAGCUUUCCUCAUCUUCCUUGCACCUCAAUUGCUGAUUCAGAUUGGCAUCGUACCACUUUUGACAUGGCUGAUUCCAGCUCUACCAUCCCUCGCUCCAAAAGCCAUUGCCAUACCAUAUCAGUUCAUCCAUGAACGCUUCUUCAUGCCACAUGAACACCGCGCGCCCUUUGUUAAAAAAGCAACGCCAUUCCAAGAUUUGGUUAUCCGCUUUGUUCGCUAUGCGUUUGCCAACAUGCCCGCCUUUCUAGGCCGGGUGUUCUUUUCCAAGGCCGUCUCACUCCCAUUCUUGAGGUUUCGCAUGUUGAGACACGGCAUUGUCACAAGUCCGAUUCGAUGGACUGAGAUCAAAAGAUCCAACUUCAGGGGUGUCUGGAUUGUGCACAAUCAGCAAGAGCAGCCAGAUGUGAUUGUAUAUUAUUGUCACGGUGGUGGCUUUUCUAUGGGAAGUAGCUUCUUCUAUAUGGAGUUCCUACUUGCAUGGGUCGCUCUACUAAAGUCCGCUGGGUAUCGCAAUCCUGCUCUGUUCGCUCUGGAAUACACAUUGGUGCCAGAUGCCACAUAUCCCACUCAACUCCAUGAGACUGUCGCAGGUUACGAAUACGUUCUAUCAUUAGCCCAGUCUUCAACUCGCGUAGUUGUGGGCGGAGACUCUGCAGGCGCCACCCUCAUCCUGACUUUCUUGCUAUAUCUGUCCGAUCAUACCGAACUACGUCAUCAGAAACCUGGUCUUGCUAUCAUGAUCAGCCCUUGGGUGACGAUAGUAUCGCGCGAAAAUCGCAACACAGGUUCCGACUACCUCAACAGUUCAUCACUAGAGCUGUACGGUCGCCAAUAUAUCGGUAACAAAAUUUCACCAGAAGACCCAAUGGUUUCGCCUGGAAAGUGUGAUGAUUUGCAGAAGUGGACGGAGGCUAGUCCCGAACAGGGGUGGUACUUCCUGUAUGGAAGCGAAGAGGUUCUUGGGCCCGAAACAAGGAACUUGAUCAGUCUACUCGGAAAGACUGGGAAGGAAGUUGAUAGCUGGGAAGAGCCAGGUGGCAUUCACGCAUGGCCCGUCGCGAGCUUAUAUCUUGGGGAGACGAGAGAGACGAGAUUGAGUGGCCUGAAGAGUAUUGUUGGAGCUAUCAAGGAUAGGAUACAUCGAUAA